Molecule: messenger RNA, 795 nt
Organism: Clavispora lusitaniae ATCC 42720
Lineage: Eukaryota; Fungi; Ascomycota; Pichiomycetes; Serinales; Metschnikowiaceae
Gene: FRP3
Product: putative ammonium permease
Cellular component (GO): plasma membrane
Molecular function (GO): acetate transmembrane transporter activity
Source: RefSeq, a predicted model, not a curated record
AUGACCGACUUAGAAUCUCAGCAACCCCAAGACCACACGCUUUUCGUCGGCAACGACGCUCCUAAGGGAGACAAUGUCACUCGUAUUAUGCACGACGACGAAUAUGUCCAUUUCGGAAACGAACGGUACUUGAAGUCCGAGUUGGCUCAGGCGUUUGGUGGUACGCUUAACCCUGGUUUGAGUCCUCCACCAAAGCACAACUUGGCCAACCCUGCUCCUUUGGGGUUGAGUGCUUUCGCCUUGACGACUUUUGUCUUGUCCUUGGUCAACUGUGAAGCCCGUGGUGUGACGAUUCCAAAGAUUGUGGUUGGCUUGGCCUUUUUCUACGGUGGUGCUGCGCAGUUUGUUGCUGGUAUGUUUGAAAUGGCCGUGGCCAACACUUUUGGUGCGGUGGCCUUGUCUUCUUUCGCAGGUUUCUGGUGCUCGUGGGCGGCUAUUGAAACAGACACCUUUGGCAUUGUGGCGGCGUACGGAACAGACGAAACGGAGCUCCGGUAUGCGCUAGGUAUUUUCAUGGUGGGCUGGUUUAUCUUCACGUUUUUCUUGUGUGUGUGCACUUUGAAGUCCACCCUUGCGUUCUUCUUGUUGUUUUUCUUCUUGGACAUUACGUUUUUGUUAUUGGCCAUUGCCCAGUUUAAGAACUCGGUGUCUGUCAAGAAGGCUGCGGGUGUUUUCGGAAUUAUUACGUCGUUCGUUGCGUGGUACAAUGCUUACGCCGGUAUUGCCAACUCGCAGAACUCGUAUAUCACUGUCAAGGCUCUUCCUUUGCCCGACUUGCUGGCCAAGAGGGACUAG